AUGAACGACAGAAGACGAGUGAAUGGCCCACCGGGCGGCACAAGGCCUCCGGUCUAUGCCUCUUUACUUCAAUCUGGGACUGGCGCCGACAUCCGCGCCCAGCGCCAGCGACAACCUACCGAUCUAAGGAAAAUCUUCCUCAAGACUGGACUGAUUCCUUCGGCCUCGGGCUCCUCAUACCUUGAAUUUGAACCAUCCGCUUCUCUCGCUGCCGCCCGCAGCAACCCCAAAUCUCUGAUCCCGCCUUCCUCAGCUUUGAAGCUCGCCUGCACAGUCCAUGGUCCGAAACCGCUGCCUCGUUCAGCUCCAUUCUCUCCAAAUCUCGUCUUAACAACCCAUGUCAAAUACGCGCCCUUCGCAGCCCGCAAGCGCAAGGGCCAUGUUCGCGAUUCCAGCGAGCGCGACCUGGGCGUCCACCUUGAAACAGCUCUGCGCGGCGCCAUCAUUGCCGAGCGCUGGCCCAAGAGUGGCCUCGAUAUCACGGUUACCAUUCUUGAAGCAGAGGAUGACCGCUGGUGGGGCGAUGUGCCGGACUCGCACGAUGCCUCGUGGGGCAUGAUGAAUGUUCUGGCGGGCUGUAUCAGUGCUGCGUCGGCGGCCAUUGCGGAUGCGCAUAUCGACUGUCUAGAUCUUGUAUCUGGCGGUGUGGCUGCUCUGGUUUCCGACGACUCAACCGAUUCUUCUUCGGCGCUGCCGAAAUUGAUGCUAGACACAGACCCAGCUGAGCACCGCUCCAUUGUCUCUGCUUGCGUGGUGGCAUAUAUGCCUGCUCGGGACGAGAUCACAGAACUUUGGCUCAAGGGCGAUAGCUCCAAGGUUUCUACUGCGGACGGCGAUGAGCGAAGUGGUCAUGAAGCUUUAAUAGACGGUGCUGUUGAUGCUGCUCGGGGAGCGCAUACUGUCCUGGCGGAAGCUGUGAGGGAGUCACUACAGAAGGCACUCGGCCAGUCAUAA
Penicillium manginii is the source of this 954-nucleotide messenger RNA. RefSeq names its product 3' exoribonuclease family protein. NCBI's taxonomy places the organism in Eukaryota, Fungi, Ascomycota, Eurotiomycetes, Eurotiales, Aspergillaceae. Bases 1 to 954 code for a protein of 317 amino acids. The record is from RefSeq and is a predicted model, not a curated record. The transcript is spliced from 2 exons. Gene Ontology annotation, biological process: U4 snRNA 3'-end processing; poly(A)-dependent snoRNA 3'-end processing; rRNA catabolic process. Gene Ontology annotation, cellular component: cytoplasmic exosome (RNase complex); nuclear exosome (RNase complex); nucleolus.